AUGGACACCGGAGAACCUAAGCGCAGUAUUCUGCUUCCAAGCAAGGCCGAAAGCGCGGGAGGCGAAAAUGUUCGCAUUCUGGAGAGCGAAGUCCCUGGCAGGGGAGAGAGAGGACGAACUAGAGAAAAGAGAGGUCCCUCCAGCGCGAGUGGUUCGCGAAAUGGGUCACGAACGAUGAGUAGAAUGCGCGGAGACAUGGAUGAAUAUCUGAAAUGGACUGUGCUACAUCACGAUCCGUCGGAAAGGCUCACCCUUGGUGAGCGUGGCCACGCAGAAGGAAGCGACGACGAAGAAGAUGUAAGUGAUGAGGAGCAGGUCAGUGAUGUCGACAACGAACUAGACAUAGACACGGCACUGGGAUACGAUCUUGGUGCGCGCGUGCUCCCCAAUUUCGUGUCGAGUCUGUGGGAAGUGCUGCAGGGCGAAAAGAUGUGGACAUCACAAUACCAACAGCGGCAGGAUGGCAAAGCCGCACCGGCAGCAGUUCAUGAGCUAUCAGGUGGGUACGCUAGGGCCAUGGAGGUAGUACAUGGUGCAAAAAGCGACUCUCCAAGUGUGGAACAGGGCUCUUCGUACAUUCUGUACCUAGAUCUCACGACUGAGUCUUUUUACGCGCUACUAUAUGUGUUUGGGGCUGUGCUGAGCUCCAAAGAUACACUUUACGUUGUCCACGUUUCAGCGCGGGUGCCGAACGACGUGUUGCAGUCGAACGUAUCGCGGUUGAAAGCACAAACCGCCUACCUUCUGGACGCUUCUGCGGCGAUUUUGGAUUCAAUAAGUGUGGUCCUGCUCUCGGUUUCACAUCCUUAUCCUAAACACUUGCUGAACGAGAUGGUGCUGGCGGUGGAGCCCUUGGCAUUGUGCGUGCCGCUCUCCUUGGUACUAUCCUCGCUACAAAACUAUGUUUGUCCGAUCCCGACGGUGGUUAUCAGAAGAAAACUGAAACGAGUAAAGAAGAAAGGGAUCUCGGAGUAG
Molecule: messenger RNA, 975 nt
Organism: Lachancea dasiensis
Lineage: Eukaryota; Fungi; Ascomycota; Saccharomycetes; Saccharomycetales; Saccharomycetaceae
Source: the annotation of a GenBank genome assembly